Molecule: messenger RNA, 570 nt
Organism: Aspergillus wentii DTO 134E9
Lineage: Eukaryota; Fungi; Ascomycota; Eurotiomycetes; Eurotiales; Aspergillaceae
Exons: 2
Coding region: 1-570 (189 amino acids)
Biological process (GO): superoxide metabolic process
Molecular function (GO): metal ion binding
Source: RefSeq, a predicted model, not a curated record
AUGAGGGGCCAAGUAUUGUCAAACAUUGGUCUUGCUCUCUCCCUCUCCAUCACAGGAGCCCAAGCUGCGUCAGACACCACUGCCCCCGUUGUCACGGACAACCAUGAUGGAAGAAUCUACGAGGCAGCCCUCCUGAACAAGCAUGCCACCAGCGUGAGAGGAUGGCUCCGUGCGUCGGCUCCUGCUAGUGGCGUGGGUGUCAAGAUCCAAGCCGAAUUCUGGGGCUUCCCUGCCAACGUCUCUGGACCUUACCCCUACCAUAUCCACGUGUCCCCGGUCUCCCAGGAGAAUUGCACCACCACUGGUGCCCAUCUCGAUCCAUACAUACGGGGUGAAACGCCACCCUGUGAUCCAAACCAUCCGAACACAUGUCAAGUUGGCGACCUGAGCGGAAAGCACAGCCCGAUCUACGUUGCUCCAAACGAGCCAUUCGCAGUUGAAUACACCGAUCUUUUCCUUUCUUUGGAUAAGAAGAACCCAGCCUACAUUGGAAACCGUUCAAUUGUCGUCCAUGCGCCGAAUUCGAGCAGGCUUAACUGCGGGAACUUUGUGCCUCGUGAUCAUGAAUAA